Molecule: messenger RNA, 1769 nt
Organism: Euleptes europaea (tarantolino)
Lineage: Eukaryota; Metazoa; Chordata; Lepidosauria; Squamata; Sphaerodactylidae
Gene: ENTREP1
Product: endosomal transmembrane epsin interactor 1
Exons: 11
Coding region: 1-1728 (575 amino acids)
Cellular component (GO): membrane
Source: RefSeq, a predicted model, not a curated record
AUGUCUCUGCCGGUGGUGCUGCCGGGCUCUUGCUGCCCCGCGGCUGGGCUGUCGGCGGUGCCCGAGGCAGCCAGACCUGCCGCCGCCCAGCCGUUGCCGCCGCCGCCUCCUCCUCUCCGGCCCCGCUGCGGCCUGCGGCGGCCGCGGCCUCGCCCGGCUGCUCUCUCGGCUGUGGUCUCCCGCCGGGCCGCGUCGCCGGUCACCGCGGGGCCGGGGCUGCUCCUGGCCCGGCCGCUGCUGUCGCUGGGGCUGCUGCAGCUGAGCCUGGGCUGCUGCCUGGUGGCCCUCAGUUUCGGAGCGCGGUCGCUCAGCGGCUCCGCGCAGGUGAAGAACGCCUCCCCCUUCUGGGCCGGCUCGUCGGUGAUUUUAUCAGGGAUUAUAGGAUUAACAACAUGGAAGAGACCAAUGAUACUUUUGGUUAAUUUAUUUGUUUUGCUUUCUGUUAUAUGUGUUCUCUUGAAUCUGGCCGGAUUUAUCCUUGGAUGUCAAGGUGCUCAGUUUGUAUCCAGUGUACCUAGAUGCACUCUGGCUGAUGUGGGUGAAAGUAAGUUUUGUUUCUGCUGUGAAGAAUUUCUGCCAGUAAAAUGCACAGAGAAAGAAAAUGCACUGAAGCUGUAUCCUGUCCAGUCAUGCAGUGCUGUUCACCUUCUCCUCAAGAAAGUUCUCUUUGCUCUCUGUGCUCUAAAUGCAUUGACCACAACCGUGUGUUUAGUAGCAGCUGCCCUUCGUUAUCUGCAGAUAUUUGCAAGAAGAACCAGCUCAGAAGAAUCCCAAGUUUAUGUGGAAGAAGUUGAAGAACAAAGCCACAUUUCUGAUCCUGAGGGUUUUGUGCCACCUGUACCACCUCCAUCAUAUUUUGCUACAUUUUACUCCAGUACUCCUAGGACAAAUCACAGGAUGUUGGGUUCAGAUGUCAUUCCACUACCAUGUAUUUAUGGAGCUAGAAUGAAAGGAGUCGAGGUUUUCUGCCCCCUCGAUCCCCCACCUCCUUAUGAAGCUGUGGUGAGCCAGAUCAGUCAUGAGCAGGAAGGCACAUUUCAAAUAACAGAAACAGUUAGUGGUCCAUCAAGGCAAAAUGAUACACAAGUACCCCAAGAUGAAGAUGUCGGUUCUAGAGAGACCACCAUACAUCCAAAUUUGAGUUUAAGAUCUGCAGAAACCUGCAAGAGACCCCUCAAGCCUCUUAGAAAACGAUCAAAAAGUGACCCUAUGAUGCAUGGCUUUCCAUCCAGAGGUCCAGUGCUAAGCUGUGAAGCUGCCACACAAACAGAACUAAAGCCAGACCUGGCUACUGUUGUUUUGCGAAAGAGUCUGAGAGCAAAGGCUUUGCGUUCGAGGCCUCAAUCUUUGAUAGACUACAAAUCUUACAUAGACACUAAGCUGCUUGUGGCAAAGUUCCUCAAACAAUCUUCCUGCAGCAUGACCCCUGAUAUACAUGAGCUAGUGGAAGACAUAAAGUCAGUUUUAAAGUCAGACGAAGAGCAUAUGGAGGAAGCCAUCACCAGUGCCAGCUUCCUUGAACAGGUAAUGACACCUGCUUAUCCCUCUACAUCACGAGCACAUACUUUGCCUUUUAGAAGGCACCCAGGACUCCUGCACUUGGAGAGCUGCGGGGAUGUGAGUACUUUCACUGUAGCAGAAUUCCAACUGAGAGAGUGGAGAACUCCAAGGACAGAGCAUGAACGGCCUCAUAGUCUCAUUGGAGUUGUACAGGAAACAGUGCUCUGAGCUUCUAUACGUGAUCCUUCCUGUUGGAUGAGAUGGACAGA